AUUCUCUGGUCUCUUAUCUUUUCUCCUGUAGAAGGCAGCGAAGCAUAUUCCAGUAGAUAGCCAUGGAGAAACUUGAGUUUAUUGAAGGAAAGGUGGACUGGAAGGGAAGACAAGCUGUUAAGUAUAAGCAUGGAGGGACUGGGACUUCUUUCCUCGUGCUUGGAACUUUCGGUUUCGAAGAGUUCGCAAGUGUUGCAUUAGCAGUGAACUUGGUCACAUAUUUCAAUGGGAUUAUGCACUUUGAGAUAGCAGAUGCGGCUAACCAGCUAACUAACUUCAUGGGUGCGGGCUACAUCCUCACUAUUUUAGUGGCUUUUGUUGCAGACACUUAUAUUGGCAGAUGGAAAGCUGUUAUCCUUUCAGGAUUUCUUGAGCUCUUGGGACUAGUAGUGCUAGCAGUUCAAGCUCACUUCCCCAAGCUCAAACCACCUCUUUGUAAUGUCUUUGAUCCAACUUCUCACUGUGAGAAAAUUGGAGGUGCCCAUGCUCUGCUGCUCUUUGUAGGUCUCUACUUGGUUGCUUUUGGUAGUGGUGGAAUCAAAGCUGCGUUGCCAUCGCAUGGGGCUGAUCAAUUUGAUGACAGAGAUGCGAAAGAGUCCAGGCAGAUGUCAAGCUUCUUCAACCAUCUCUUGCUAGUAAUAUGCGUGGGUGGUGCUAUUAGUUUAACACUUCUAGUCUGGGUGCAAGAUAAGAAGGGAUGGGACUGGGGAUUUACAUUCAGUGCUCUUGCCAUGGUAUUGGGUCUGAUAAUGUUUUCUGCUGGAUUACCAAUGUAUCGUAUUCAACUUGUACAAAAAUCUAGUGCCAUUACAGAAAUUAUACAGGUAUAUGUAGCAGCCAUCAGAAAUCGAAAACUUCAAAUUCCUGAAGACCCUUCAGAAUUGUAUGAAAUUAACAAGGACAAGGAAGCUGCUAUGGAAGCAGAGUUUCAGUUUCACACAGAUACUUUCAGAUUCCUAGACAAAGCAGCUGUACAAACAGGGCAGAACAAAAAACCUGAGGCUCCAAUUCCAUGGAAACUAUGCAGAGUAACCCAAGUGGAAAAAGCAAAAAUCAUACUUGGAAUGCUACCAGUCUUCUGUUGCACAAUUAUUAUGACACUAUGCCUAGCUCAGCUUCAAACAUUCUCCGUCCAACAGGGUCUCUCCAUGGAUACUCGCAUCACCAAAUCUUUCAACAUCCCACCAGCUUCAUUACCAAUCAUCCCAUUUCUUUUCCUGAUAGUCAUAAUCCCAAUAUAUGAUCGAUUAUUUGUACCAUUUGCUCGCAAAAUCACUGGCCAUCCAGCAGGAAUAACUCACCUUCAACGUAUAGGAGUUGGCCUAAUUCUGUCUUCUAUAUCCAUGGCAUCAGCUGCGUUAAUGGAAGGGAAGAGAAAACAAGUUGCUAGAGACCACAAUAUGUUGGAUGCUAUCCCAGUGUUGCAGCCAUUGCCAAUUAGUGUCUUCUGGCUAUCAAUUCAAUACUUCAUAUUUGGUAUUGCAGACAUGUUCACAUAUGUUGGACUUCUCGAAUUUUUCUAUUCACAGGCACCAAAAGGGAUUAAGUCCAUUUCCACUUGUUUUCUUUGGAGUUCAAUGGCACUUGGAUAUUUUUUCAGUACCAUUUUGGUUAAGAUGGUGAAUAGUGCAACCAAAGAUAUUACUAGAAGUGGAGGUUGGUUGGCGGGGAAUAAUAUUAACAGGAAUCAUUUGAAUCUUUUCUAUUGGUUGCUAUCUGCUUUGAGCUUCAUCAAUUUCUGUACUUAUUUGUUUGUUGCUAAGAGGUACAAGUACAGGCCUCAGAUUAUUCCUGUGGAUUCCGAUGAGAACAGCAAAGCUUAGGCCAAAGAAGAAAAUAAAGCAUUACCGCAGAGUCCUGAGCCAAACAAGAAAAUAAAGCAUCACCACAGAGUCCUGAGUUUCCCUUUCUUAUUCUUUAACUCUGUUGGUUUUGGUAAUUUAGAUUUCACGGGCGUUGAUAUGAAUCUAGAGAAGGUUUGAACUCCUUGGAUCUAUAAGCUCUUCAAUCAUAGAAAAUUAUUUGUUCUUGCUAGUGCAGGAAUAUCCCACUAUAUGGAACAUAUUUGGUCAUAGAAGCAUUUUGGCAGAAUUGGGAAAGAAAAAAUGGAACAUUUAUUAGAAGAUACAAGUUAUUUUUAAAUGGUCACUAGAUCAUCA
Ricinus communis (castor bean) is the source of this 2159-nucleotide messenger RNA. Its product is annotated as protein NRT1/ PTR FAMILY 4.3. Gene Ontology annotation, cellular component: membrane. Bases 63 to 1823 code for a protein of 586 amino acids. The transcript has 6 exons. Gene Ontology annotation, biological process: transmembrane transport. Gene Ontology annotation, molecular function: transmembrane transporter activity. NCBI's taxonomy places the organism in Eukaryota, Viridiplantae, Streptophyta, Magnoliopsida, Malpighiales, Euphorbiaceae. The record is from RefSeq and is a predicted model, not a curated record.